AUGAAUAGCAAGAUUCGCAUCGGAAUAAUUUCAACAGCCGAAAUUGCUCAUAAAGUCUGUUUGGCUAUUAAUUCCUCUGAAUACGCGGAAGUAUAUUGUGUAGCCAGUCGAUCCUUGGAAAAAGCCAAAUAAUGGGCUGAUGCACAUCAAAUUAAGAUUGCUUAUGGUUCUUACGAAGAAUUAUUGGAUGACCCAAAUGUUGAUGGAGUGUACAUCCCAUUGCCAACAUCUUUGAAAAAAGAGUGGACAAUCAAAGCUGCCAACAAGAAGAAACAUGUAUUAGUUGAAAAACCAUUGCCAGGCGCUGAUUCCUCAUAAUGUGUGCAGGACAUGAUCAAAAGUUGUGAGGAAAAUGGAGUUCAAUUUUUGGAUGGAACCAUGUGGUUACAUUCACUAAGAACUUAAGUUGCUAAAUAAAAGAAAUAAGAAUUGGGAAAAGUACUCAAAGUGACAGCUGCUAUGACCUUCAAAGCUCCCAAUGAGGAAUGGCUACAAGGAGGCAAUGGAAGAACAAAUAAAAAUCAAGAACCUUAAGGUUGUUUGGGUGAUUAGGGAUGGUAUCCUGUUGGAGCAAUCCUUUUUGCUUUCGAUUAUGAAUUACCUAAGUAUGUUAAGUGUCUUUCUUACAAAUUAAAUAAAGUUGAUACAAUAAUAGAAUUUUCUGGAUUCUUGGAAUUUUCAGAUGAAAGAUAUGCAUAUUUCGAUUGUGGAGCCACUUUUCCACACAGAUCUUUUGUUGACAUUGUUUGUGAAAAUGGACAAGUCAGAAUUGAUGAUUUAGUUGGAGGAUUUGGUAGAACGGGAAAUUUCAAUGCCUAUUUUGACAACUUUGUUGGAAGUGAAAGGUUCUUUGUAGAUGAUGUUUAAGGAAAAGAGGAAGUUAUCAAGGUCCAAGCUUGCAAUCACACAAUAAAAAUGAUAGAUACAUUUGCUAAUAUCAUUCUUUCGAAGAAGACUGACCAUUCAUGGCAUCACAAAAGUUUGACUACUCAUUAGGUGUUGGCAGCAUUAUUCAGAGCCACUUAAAGAGUUGGGGAAAAAGUAUAAAUCUUAUGA
Paramecium octaurelia is the source of this 1056-nucleotide messenger RNA. NCBI's taxonomy places the organism in Eukaryota, Ciliophora, Oligohymenophorea, Peniculida, Parameciidae. The record is from the annotation of a GenBank genome assembly.